GCCGGCCAAGGUGAUUCUUCGCCAGUUGACUCCCACCAGUUCCACUGUUUACUGUUUAUUAGUUAUAGUUUACUAUAAAACGGCGUUUAACAAACUUUUACCGGGUACUUAACCACCGACAAUCCGACAAUCCGACAAUCCGUCUACCAGACCAAUUUUAGUACCUAUUGUCCAUCCUAAGGCCCGGCUAUCCUUUUUUUCGGUUCAUUCUUAUUCCUCGUUAUUAAGUCAUCAUGCGAGUUUUUGUGUUUUGUGCCGUUUUAUUCGUCUGUUUUUUCACUUUUUUCAACGUUAAUUCACUACCGAGGAAUCAAAAUAGCUGGGCCGAUAAGCCGUUCGACUUUUACAAUUUGUCGGCGAGGAGCAACAAUGAUUUGACUAUCGACGAUGGAUUUAUUGUCAACACUAAUCCGCCUAAAAUGGCCUAUCCAAAGAUGCCUAAUAUGUGUAGUAAUUGCAUUUGUGGCGUUGGAAGAAAAACGCGGAUUGUCGGUGGUACAACAGCAACAAUUGGAGAAUUCCCGUGGAUGAUUGCUAUGAGCAAACACGGACAAUUUCACUGUGGUGGGAGUUUGUUGACUAAACGGCAUGUUUUAACUGCCGCUCAUUGCUUAGAAGGAUUUGACAAAAGACAUUUUGAAGUUUUUAUCGGGAAGCAAGAUUUCGACAAAUCGAGCUCGGCUGUGAUACAUCGACGCAUUAAAUCUUGGACAGUACACGAAGAUUUCAAUACUUAUAACUUGGACAAUGAUAUCGCUGUCGUAGAAUUGGAUCGUUCUAUUCCAGUUGGAGGAGCGAUACGCACUGCGUGUUUACCAGAAAAUCGUGCCAUUGACUACACAGGAUCAUUAGCGACCGCCAUAGGAUGGGGCCGCACGACAGAGGGUGGGGAAGUAAGCUCAACAUUAAGGAAAGUAGAGCUUCCCGUUUUAUCCGACGAGGAGUGUGAUGAAGCUGGUUACCAAAAAUCUCGGCGCACUACUAAUAUGUUUUGCGCUGGUUACUUAGAAGGAAAACGCGACGCCUGUUCUGGAGACAGCGGCGGGCCUUUAUUGGUUGAAGGGCCGUACGGGCAUUUAGAAGUCAUAGGAAUAACUUCUUUCGGUCGAGGAUGUGCAAGACCAAGAUACCCCGGAGUCUAUACAAAAUUAACAAAUUACUUAGGAUGGUUACGUGAUAAUCUAGACGGAGAAUGUAUUUGCCCGUCUAAAGCUUUUUCAUUUUUCAAUUCUUAUUUUCAAGUGCCAAGUGAUCAAAUAAUGGUGAUAGAUAAUAAUAACAAACGUAUAGUAGUUAAUAUUGUUUUUUUUGUUCUACUUGUCGAUAAUUUAUGCUCAAGCUCAAGGUUUUUCGGCCCAAAUAUUAAUAACCGAACUGGGAAAUUUCUUUUUGAUGAAAUUUUCGGCGUGGAUGUUACCGCUGGUGACAAUUUUGAAAGCGAUGAAGGACAAACUAAAAAUUGUAGUUGUGAGUGCGGCGUAUCGAAUCAAGAAAUCAGGAUAGUUGGUGGGAAGCCGACAGUGCCUCAUCGUUACCCAUGGGUCGCAAGACUCGUUUACGAAGGACGUUUUCACUGCGGUGCGAGUUUGCUCACUAAUGAAUAUGUAUUGACUGCUGCUCAUUGUCUUCGGAGGUUAAAAAGAUCAAAACUACGUGUGAUCCUCGGUGACCACGACCAACAUUCAACAACGGAUGCCCCAGCUGUCAUGAGAGCAGUCGCUGGCAUAAUCCGACACCGCAACUUCGAUAUAAACUCCUACAACCACGACGUCGCGUUGCUCAGACUACGAAAGCCUGUCAUUUUUUCAAAGACAAUCCGCCCGAUUUGUUUACCUACUCCAGGAUCCGAUCCAGCCGGCAAAGAAGGCACUGUGGUCGGAUGGGGACGAACUAUGGAGGGCGGAAUGCUACCAGGAGUCGUUCACGAAGUAAAAGUUCCUAUUUUGACUCUCGAUCAAUGCAGAAAAAUGAAAUACAAAGCUAAUAGAAUAACUGGUAAUAUGAUUUGCGCUGGCAAAGGGAGCCAAGACUCCUGUCAGGGCGAUUCCGGCGGCCCUUUACUUAUUCAAGAGAGUGACAAAGUUGAAAUUGCUGGGAUAGUAUCGUGGGGAGUAGGCUGUGGAAGACCAGGAUAUCCUGGAGUUUACACACGAGUAGCUAAAUACCUGAACUGGAUAAACACAAACAUGGAGAAUUCCUGUCUCUGCAAUAAAUAAACGCCAAAAAUAAU
Molecule: messenger RNA, 2230 nt
Organism: Cotesia glomerata
Lineage: Eukaryota; Metazoa; Arthropoda; Insecta; Hymenoptera; Braconidae
Product: transmembrane protease serine 9-like
Exons: 13
Coding region: 234-2216 (660 amino acids)
Biological process (GO): proteolysis
Molecular function (GO): serine-type endopeptidase activity
Source: RefSeq, a predicted model, not a curated record